Messenger RNA from Macadamia integrifolia, 2509 nucleotides. RefSeq names its product UPF0496 protein At4g34320-like. The record is from RefSeq and is a predicted model, not a curated record. Bases 904 to 2052 code for a protein of 382 amino acids. Lineage: Eukaryota; Viridiplantae; Streptophyta; Magnoliopsida; Proteales; Proteaceae. The transcript has 2 exons.
UAGGCUGUAAUGGCUUCUUUUCUCUCUUUUCCCUCUUCUCCUGUGAGCUCCGACUCUUUAGCUGGAGUCGUGAGGAGGCUACUCUUCUCUUCUUGCCUGUCACUCAUCCCUUUCAAUUAGCCCACUCUGUAACCGUUGCUUUGCGAGUCAAAACUGGAUAAGAGAGUGCCUGUGAGAAGGAUAAAGAGAGAAUUAAGGAAGAAGACAUUGCUUCCCGCGUUUUCUAUCCCUCCUUCUGCCACCACCUCUUUCUUCUCUUUCUUUUUCUCAUGCGUGCAAGCCAUUCUCAAUCCACCGUCUAAUCUUUAUCUGCUCCUUAAGGGUUUUCAAGUUUUAUCCCUUUGUGAGUUUCUGCAUCCUCAUUCCAGAAACCAUCUCUGCUUAUAUAUAUGUUACUUUUUUCAAAAACUUCUCAAAUCGUGUAGUCUCCAUCAGUCUUGAAAGAUCAAGCUUCAGAUGUUUACUUGUCGUCGAUUAGGUGAGAGAAUUUCAUGCUCUAUCUGAUUCUAAAUCUGAUGAUUUCCUUCUCAGCUUAGAGCAAUUAUUGGGUUAAGGAAGGUGGGUUUCUAUCUUUCGUAUUUUAUUGUCAUUUUUAAUUGGAAGUUAAAGAUUUUCACAGACCCAUUAAGCUUAGCUUUGGGGUGUUUCAGCUGGAAUGUUGCAUUUUCAAAAGAUGAUUACUAGAUGAUGCAAAGCUUGAGACUGGUCUCCGCUCGAAAAUAGAGAAUUUUUUUCUUGCCGUCAGGAAACCGUCAGCUUAGAUCUGGGGUUUAGCCGGGGGAUUUUCGUGUUUAUGGAUCUGAGUACAAGGGUUUGCACGAUAGUUAUCCGAGUUGGGCACUGAGGUUCCAGAUUGAAUAUCUGUUUCUUUUGGGUUCUAAUCAGGAUCUGAAUUGUGCAUCGAUGGGAGGACAAUUCAGCAAGAGGACAGGGGAGGCUCCGCCCCCUGCUCCGCCCCUUGCUCCGCCCGUCCUUCAGUUCGAUACCGAUUUGCAGUACACUGCGGAGUUGAGCUCAUAUGAAGCAGCAUGCAGAAUCGACCCAGAUUUGCAGUCUUUUGAUCGCACCCUGCAAACCCACACUAACCGUGUCAUAAACUCGCUCGCCUCUGGGGUUGAGGUUCGAGCGCUCUCCAUUGACUCACUGAAAGAAGUUACAGGAAGCCUGCUUGAGAUGAACCAGGAAGUCGUCAGAGUCAUCUUAAAUUGUAAACAAGAUAUAUGGAAAAACCAGGAACUCUUCGAGCUUGUGGAGGAUUACUUCGAGAACAGUCUGAAAACCUUGGAUUUCUGCACGGCCACAGAGAAAUGCCUAAAGAAAGCCCGUGACAGCCAGUUGAUCCUUCAUGUUGCAUUGCAACAAUUUGAAAAGGAGGAAGGGGUAGAUGGCAAAAAGUAUUCGUUGACACUGGAGGAACUGAACAAUUUCAAGGCUGCUGGGAAUCCAUUCACGGAGGACUUCUUCCAGGACUUCCAAACGGUUUACAAGCAUCAGGUGUUGAUGUUAGAGAAGCUGCUACUUCGAAGGAACAAACUUGAUAAGAAGCUCAAAUCGAUAAAAGCAUGGAGGAAGGUUUCAAGCAUUAUAUUUGGUGCAACUUUUGCUGCCAUUCUUAUUUGCUCGGUAGUGGCAGCUGCCAUGGCAGCGCCUCCUGUUGUUGCUGCUCUGGCAGCAGCCACUUCCAUUCCUAUAGGGUCAAUGGGUAGGUGGAUUAAUUCACUUUGGACGGGCUAUGAGAAUGCACUGAAAGGACAGGGGGAUGUGAUUAGCUCAAUGCAGGCUGGCACUUAUGUCGCAAUCCAGGACUUGGAUAGUAUUCGGGUUCUGGUUGAUCGCUUGGAAAUAGAGAUCCAGACUCUAUUGCAGAAUGCUGAUUUCGCCCUUAGGGAAGGGGAGGCAGUGAAGAUUGUAGUGGAGGAGAUCGAGAAGAAGUUGGGGGGUUUUAUGAAAAGCAUUGAAGAUUUGAGUGAACAAGUUGACAGAUGCAGCCGGGAUAUACGCAGGGCGAGGACAGUGGUUCUGCAGAGGAUAAUUAAACAACCCAACAACUGAAGAGAAACCUCUUGAUUGAUAAGCGGGAUUGCUACAUUGGAAAUUGUUGGAAGUAUUUGAAGCAGGCUUUCGAAGUAAAAAAAAAAAAGAGCAACCCAAUGCAUGAGGCUCCUGCUAUUGUAGGGUCUAGGAGGGGCAAAUGUACACAGCCUUAUCCUCUGCUUCGUAGGAGAGUCUGUUUCUAAGUUUUGAACCUGUGAUCCAACAUGUUGCAACAAUGCAGGCUUUUGAUGUAAGUCAACAAAUUGUAGAUCAUUUUUUUUUUUUCUUUUUCAUUUAGUUAUUUGCAAAAUGCAAGAUAUAGGGGUCCAAGUAUAUAGAAAUUUCUUUUAUGGUUGGAAAUUGAAACCCAUGUUUUAUUGUAUUUAUUGUGUUUAUUGAUAUAGUCUUUGCGGUUAUGAUGUCAUUGACACUAUAGAGUGUUCAUUGAAUAUGAAGCUCCAGGAAUUUCUUUGAA